Torulaspora globosa is the source of this 462-nucleotide messenger RNA. RefSeq names its product Tca17p (gene TCA17). The transcript has a single exon. NCBI's taxonomy places the organism in Eukaryota, Fungi, Ascomycota, Saccharomycetes, Saccharomycetales, Saccharomycetaceae. Gene Ontology annotation, biological process: endoplasmic reticulum to Golgi vesicle-mediated transport. The coding region runs from base 1 to 462 and encodes 153 amino acids. The record is from RefSeq and is a predicted model, not a curated record.
AUGAUCAUUUCACCGUGUUUUAUAUCGCUAGUCGAUGAGGAAGAUAAGCCGCUCCUUGUUUAUGUUCCAUCAGCUCUCGAGAAAGAUGUGAACACGGUUUUAAAAUACAACGUUCUCUGUAAUAUGGCAUUGGACUACUUCGAGAACCAACUCUUCAAAUGGAGUUCACUAGAUACAAAACCUGAUAUAAAAUUUUUGUUUGAUUUAGAAGGGAUUGCUGCAUAUGGUUUAGUUAUACAACAAGUGGGUCUGAAGGUAAUAGUUGGCUUUUCCAACGAGAUCAAACCAAAUGGACUUAAUGAUGACAAUAUUGAUGAUGUAUUCACCAAGAUUAAAAAAGUGUAUCUGAGGGCUAAACUGAACCCGUUUGUGACAGAUACCAGUAACGCGAAUCUGGCUGUCAGGUUGAAAGAGAAGUUCGGUGAAGAGUUUCCCUGGACUAACACAGUCAAUCCCGUCUGA